AUGAAUCGUUUGUGGUUUUUGGUGCCUCCCAGCCAAAACAGACUAUCACCAGUUCUUAGAGUUACUUGUCCAAGACGCCUGGUUUCGUCGUCUGCUGGUCAAGAUAACAAUUUGUCUCUUUGGGUAUCCCAACCGCCAAACACAAAGCUGUCUGGUGCCGAGAGCCGAAAACUCUAUCGCACGUUUUUGAGGGCAGGAUCAAAAGCCGUGGUUGGGACUAACCGACAAAGAAAGCAAAUCUGGCAAUGGACACGUACAAAAUUCGAUAAAAAUUUGACCGAAACCGAUCCAGAAAAGCUUGGCGAUCUUUGGAUAAGAUCUCAAAACACAUUAGCCUUUCUCAAGAUUGCCUCUCAACGUAAAGGGCUGGAACACAAGAUUGUUCGUAAUCUGUGUGAUUUUCAAUUUUACCAAAAUCGCUUUAAUGAACGACCAAAUAUUCUUCGAAGAAAUAUACCAAGUGAUAUAAGCUAUAUGCAUGCCCACUGUAUGGAUGAUUUAGACCUUGUCAUUGAGAUGCUCAAUCAGGAAUUGGAUCUAUGUCUAUAA
Phycomyces blakesleeanus NRRL 1555(-) is the source of this 549-nucleotide messenger RNA. RefSeq lists its product as hypothetical. The transcript is spliced from 3 exons. Bases 1 to 549 code for a protein of 182 amino acids. NCBI's taxonomy places the organism in Eukaryota, Fungi, Mucoromycota, Mucoromycetes, Mucorales, Phycomycetaceae. The record is from RefSeq and is a predicted model, not a curated record.